Setaria italica (foxtail millet) is the source of this 914-nucleotide messenger RNA. RefSeq lists its product as uncharacterized. NCBI's taxonomy places the organism in Eukaryota, Viridiplantae, Streptophyta, Magnoliopsida, Poales, Poaceae. The transcript has a single exon. The record is from RefSeq and is a predicted model, not a curated record. Bases 224 to 619 code for a protein of 131 amino acids.
GUAUCUGGAUGCAUAAUAAAUUAUGUUUUAUUGGAUUUUCACCUGAUUUAAACCAUGGUGGAAUCGUGGUUAGGUUAAAGCUUACACGCCUGGAACCACAAGUUGUCGCUUAUCGCCUGGAAACACUGCGGGGCGGAGAGGGCGCCGUGCCAACUGCCAACUGAAAUCUUGUGAUCCCCACCCAAGCGAAGCGGCCAAGCCCUUGUCACAGUCGCGGCGAGACAUGCUCCGGCGCGCCGCCUCCACGCUCAGCGGCCACGCGGCGGCGUGGUUGCGUCGCCACCCCCGUAGGCCGGCGCCGCCUACGCCCGCGCAACUGGGGAGCCACCACCCGCGAGCCCAGCUCCAACCCCGCCGCGGGCUCCCGCACCUGGGUGGCGCGCGGGGCUACCGGCGCAUGGCGCGGCGGGUCCCGCCCGCGAGGCCCGACGGGUACUCCACCUCCGACGGCGAGGUGGAGGAUGAGCCGGACGAGUUCGAGGACAUCCCGUCCUCGGGCGAGGAGGGCGACGACUCGGAGGGCACCGAGGUGGAGGGGUACAUGUUUAACUUCGGCGACCUCUUCGACGACGACGGCAAGAAGGAAGAGAAGGCCGCGGAUGGUGAGGGAGGGAAGUAGCGGGGCCGGAGCCGGAGCCAGCGGAUCCUGCUUCGCUGGGCCGCGCUCGACAGGUGCUCGUGGAAAUGCCUGUAAGGUGUCGCCGCGUCUAGCGUUAGUUUAGCCGAUCGUUGCUGUUGGAUUCUUGUUUGCUUCAAAUCCUUCUACCAAAAUGGCAUUUCGAUUUCAAAAGUAGUGGAAAAAUCUAUAACAGCGAUGUUUCGCUCGUUUGGCCGCUCGGUUGUGCCGUGCGUGCCUCCAAUUUUGAUGAACAAGUGUGUCCGUAAUCAGUCGAUGGCCUCUAAUUUUCCAUGAA